CUCUUUGGAACGGAAUCCGAUACGUUUUGCGAUUGUUUCCAUUUUGUUCUGGUCUGGGAGGCGAGUUGGUUCCUGCUUGAGGCGCUGGGAGCGAGGUGGGCAGGUUAGGGGACCCUGUGCAGAGGGACCCGGAGGAGGCAAAACCAAAAGUUUAUGUGGUGCUUGGGGUGGACCGGUCGGCGGAUGUCGUAAGUAAGGAGGUCUCUGUACCAUGGCUCGUACAAAGCAGACUGCCCGCAAAUCGACCUGUGGUAAAGCACCCAGGAAGCAAUUGGCUACAAAAGCCGCUCGCAAGAGUGCGCCCUCUACUGGAGGGGUGAAGAAACCUCAUCGUUACAGGCCUGGUACUGUGGCACUCCGUGAAAUUAGAUGUUAUCAGAAGUCCACUGAACUUCUGAUUCGCAAACUUCCCUUCCAGCGUCUGGUGCGAGAAAUUGCUCAGGACUUUAAAACAGAUCUGCGCUUCCAGAGCGCAGCUAUUGGUGCUUUGCAGGAGGCAAGUGAGGCCUAUCUGGUUGGCCUUUUUGAAGACACCAACCUGUGUGCUAUCCAUGCCAAACGUGUAACAAUUAUGCCAAAAGACAUCCAGCUAGCACGCCGCAUACGUGGAGAACGUGCUUAAGAAUCCACUAUGAUGGGAAACAUUUCAUUCUCA
This is a messenger RNA of Mandrillus leucophaeus (drill), 655 nucleotides long. RefSeq names its product H3 histone, family 3A (gene H3F3A). Lineage: Eukaryota; Metazoa; Chordata; Mammalia; Primates; Cercopithecidae. Gene Ontology annotation, molecular function: DNA binding; protein heterodimerization activity; structural constituent of chromatin. Gene Ontology annotation, cellular component: nucleosome. The transcript has 4 exons. The record is from RefSeq and is a predicted model, not a curated record. Bases 212 to 622 code for a protein of 136 amino acids.